AUGUUACAAAAGGUCACAUUCGUCGUUCAAGUUCCGGGCUGGCCCCUACCUGAAGCUCCCACAACUGUGAGGACCUUAACCAACACUCUUUCUGCUCCUGCUCCUAUUGUCUUUUCUUCCAACUACCUCUACCUGCUUCUACUUCUCAUCCUCCCAUUCCACUGCAGUGCGCGUCCGGCGACUGCCCAUCACAGCGUAAGGGAGGUGAAUGGCCCGCGCGCUGGGGCACGAGGAAGGUGA
Molecule: messenger RNA, 240 nt
Organism: Guillardia theta CCMP2712
Lineage: Eukaryota; Cryptophyceae; Pyrenomonadales; Geminigeraceae
Exons: 1
Coding region: 1-240 (79 amino acids)
Source: RefSeq, a predicted model, not a curated record